Molecule: messenger RNA, 900 nt
Organism: Podospora anserina S mat+
Lineage: Eukaryota; Fungi; Ascomycota; Sordariomycetes; Sordariales; Podosporaceae
Exons: 1
Coding region: 1-900 (299 amino acids)
Molecular function (GO): hydrolase activity
Source: RefSeq, a predicted model, not a curated record
AUGAAGUUUUUCACCACAGUUACACUAGCAGCGACCCUCUUCGCCCAGUCCACUGUCUCUCUGACCAAGUGGGAUGACUGGGCCCAUGGAAGAGUCGCCCUUGAAGACGUCUCAAUACACUUUCGCUAUGCCGGCAGUGGUCCCCUUUUGCUUCUCAUUCAUGGCAACCCUCAGUAUAGCUUGACGUGGCAGUGGAUUGGUCCGGUCAUUGCCGAAUCCUUCACUGCCAUCGCCCCGGAUAACCGCGGAGCUGGAGAUUCGUCCAUCCCACCAGACGGCAACUACAGUGCCACCGCGAGCGCUGCCGACCUCAAAGGUGUACUCGACUUUCUCAACAUCACCGAGACCUACGUGUUCUCCCACGACAAGGGCGCAGGCAUGGCAGUUGCCCUCGCCAUUCAAUGCCCAUCGCUUGUGAAGAGACUGGGUGUCUCCGAAUAUGUCCUGCCCGGCUUUGGAUACGAGGCAGCUUCAGUCCUUGGGCCGUACUGGGACCUGUAUGGAAACUGGCAGCUGGCUUUCUUCAGCGUCCCAGACGCAGCCGACUUCUUCAUCCGAGGUCGUGAAAGAGAGAUGCUUUCCUGGUAUUUCUAUCACGGCAGCUAUUCGGGUGGAUCGUCCAUUUCGGAGGAGACGUUGAGUAGAUAUGCGACCUCCAUCUUCAAGCGGGGGUACCUCCGGGCCAUGUUCGGACCGUUCGAGAGCAGGAUCGUGGCCGAUGGCGCAAAGUUCUUUACAUCCACUAUUGGGAAGAAGAAGCUGACUGUCCCGACACUUGCUCUGGGAGGCGAGGCGCUGAUGUCUUUCCUCACACGGCCCGCAUUUGAGAAUCUUACCGAGACUCUGGAAGUUGAUAUUGUGCCCAAAGCAGGACACUGGAUCGGUGAGUCCUCCUCAUGA